Molecule: messenger RNA, 2599 nt
Organism: Myotis brandtii (Brandt's bat)
Lineage: Eukaryota; Metazoa; Chordata; Mammalia; Chiroptera; Vespertilionidae
Gene: JPH4
Product: junctophilin 4
Exons: 5
Coding region: 1-1056 (351 amino acids)
Biological process (GO): regulation of synaptic plasticity
Cellular component (GO): junctional membrane complex; endoplasmic reticulum membrane; plasma membrane
Source: RefSeq, a predicted model, not a curated record
AUGCCCUUCCCCGACUUCCACGCUAAGGCUUCCGGGGGUGCUGGGAGCCUGGGGUCCAAGGAGCAGCAGGUCCUGAUUCUUUCUCCCCCUCCUGCCCCGCCCGCAGGCACCUACCAGGGCCAGUGGCAGGCCGGGAAGCGCCACGGCUACGGGGUAGGGCAGUACAAGCGCAACAGGCUGGUGCACGGGGGGCGCGUGCGCAGCCUUCUGCCUCUGGCCCUUCGGCGGGGCAAAGUCAAGGAGAAGGUGGACCGGGCCGUCGAGGGCGCCCGUCGAGCAGUGAGUGCUGCCCGCCAGCGCCAGGAGAUUGCCGCUGCCAGGGCAGCAGACGCCCUUCUCAAGGCAGUAGCAGCCAGCAGCGUUGCUGAGAAGGCUGUGGAGGCUGCUCGAAUGGCCAAACUGAUAGCCCAGGACCUGCAACCCAUGUUAGAGGCCCCAGGCCGCAGACCCAGGCAGGACUCAGAAGGUUCCGACACAGAGCCCUUGGAUGAGGACAGCCCUGGGGUGUACGAGAAUGGACUGACCCCCUCAGAGGGCUCCCCUGAACUGCCCAGCAGUCCUGCCUCCUGCCGCCAACCCUGGCGACCCCCAGCCUGCCGGAACCCACUGCCUCCUGGAGGGGACCGGGGUCCCUUCUCCAGCCCUAAAACUUGGCCUGAGGAGUGGGGGGGCCCGGGUGAGCGGGCAGAGGAACUAGCUGGCUAUGAGGCCGAGGAUGAGGCUGGGAUCCAGGGCCCAGGACCCCGAGACAGUUCCCCACUCCUUGGACGCUGCAGUGACAGUUCCGGAAGUCUUCGCGAGGAGGAGGGGGAAGAUGAAGAGCCCCUGCCCCUCAUAAGGACGCUAGGGGCCUCGGAGCCUGACCCCUUGGCCACACCAGUCCUGAGGGGCUCCUCGUCAAGGGGUCCUGAAGCUGGGUGCCUGAUGGAAGAGCGUGAGGAGCCAGCUGCCACCGAGAGGCCAGCCCAGCCGGGAGCUGCCAAUCCCCUGGUGGUGGGAGCCGUGGCCCUCCUGGACCUCAGCCUGGCGUUCCUGUUCUCCCAGCUCCUCACCUAAGGCUCCUGCCUGGCCUAAUUCUGGCUUCGGUUGCUGCCUCUUCACUCCUUUGAUCUGCCUUUUUCUUUUUUCUUUUCCUCCUCCUGCUUGUGUUUUCUCCUGUCUUUUUUUUUUUUCUCUUCUCCCUUUCCUUUUCUGUUUCCCUUUGUUUUUGUCUCUUGCUUUUUCUUUCCUGCUCUCCUUUCAGAUUCUCUCAUUUAUUCUGGAUCUGUCUCUGUCUUCCUCGCUCCCUUUCCCACCCCAACUCUUUCUUUCUCUAGAUUGUUUACAUAUGAAGGGCUUUUCUUGCUCAGAGUCGCUCUCUUCUCUGAGACACACAAAUCUAAGUCAGACCAUUGCCCCACACCCUGCCCAUCUUUUCUUUAGACCUGAACUUGGAUGAGGGUGGGGUUUUGGUGUCCUGAGGAGUCUCCUGGAAGGUGAGUGGAAAGGAGGAAGAAAAGGGAGGAGUGACUAUACUGGUCAAGGCACUGGUCGAGCUCUGUGGCUCCCUAACCCAGGGCCCUGUUGCCCCUCUGAGGCCUAGUGAAAAAGCUGGAGGAGGUACAGUCACCAUCUCUGACUUUGGAGGAUCCUAUCUCCCCUCCAAGCACUGAGAUAGGUUCUUCCCUAAUCCCAUCCUUCCCUGAAAAAGAGAUAUGAAGGGAAAUGAAGAGGGAAGACUCUUAGCAUCUCCCACUUUCUUUCCUCAACUGCCAGCCCCUCAUCCAACCCCCUAGGGUGGCAUGCCACGUCAAGAGCAAUGUGUAAAGGAAAGAAAGAGCCCAAUGCAGCCAAGUCCACCCACUGACCUCUCCCACCCUUCUCUCUCCCCUAAGAAUUUAUUUGGUUGGUCUGGACUCACUUGUGGCCUUUGAUUAAAUUUCUAAGGGGCCUGAAGAAGACAUUCCUACUGCAGAGGGUUAGAGGCACUUGAACGAGGACACCACUCCCCAGCUCUGGCGGUUGUGUUGGGGGAGGCAGUUUUGGGGAAUGGAACCCGACCAGUUAGUUGACAGGAACUCACAGGGCAGCAAAAGUUGUGACAAGGUUCAUCUCUAAGUCGGUUAUAUCUCUUCCCGCAUCAGAUCAGAAUCUUGUGAAAUGGGUAAACAGAAAAAGGGGAUCACUGGAAGCCAAUGUAUCAUACACUUUCCAGGCAGGGCAGAGGUGGGUGGAGAGCCCUGUUUGAGGUGGUGGCUGAUCCCUGGUACUAACUUUUCCCCUGGGGGCAGGAAGCCCUAGGAAGAGGGGACUGUAAGGUCCCCAGGGGAUCUUUCCUCCCUCCCCUGCAUGAGGCAGAGGCAAGCUGCCUGCCAAACCCCUCCCUCAAGGAAUGGCCUUGCCUGGGAAUGCCCACCAUACACACACACACACACACACACAUACACACACACACACACACCCUCUUCUUUUUUUCUAGUCAAACUCUGUUUACUCCUUGGCCUGCCACCUUCCUUCCUCCCCUCUCAGCCUUUACUUCUGAUUUCUAUUUCAUGGAAUUUGGGAUUGAAGUUAAACUACAACAGUGCCGCCAACACCAAGUCUUGCAGGAAAAAAAAAA